AUGAGACCGUUUACGACCCCUGCAAUAGUUCUAACUGUCACCUUCCUCUAUCUAUUCUAUCCUGUUGCAGGAGCAGGUGACCAGUUUUACAUAUCGCUUCUGGAAGAAGGCAGAAAAACUUCCAGGUGGCAUUUCUCCCUCAUCGUCCACAACAAAGCACCAGGAAGCACCGUAACCGCCAACGAUGAAUUCGCUCAAUUCGACUACAGGAUAGACAAACCGACGGGGCUAUUCAAAUAUCAUCAGCAGCUACGCUGGCGGCCAAGAGAAGCUCACCAACGGACCGGGAUAUUCGAUCACAUCGCACCCAUUGGCGUUAAGAAGGGGGAAGAACACGUCCGCCAGGGAAACAAGGAAGGAAAAAUCAUCAACAAUGUGAUUGCAGUCUUAAAAGGAGCCAAUCCCAUGCCUCAGGUCACGAAGACGGGGAAUUUCCGCAACUGCCUCGAUCUCGCCAUAGAAGGGUUGAGGGCUCUAUCGCUUGACGAUAACCAAGCUAUAUCUACUACAGACUACAACAUGUUCAACGCAUACAAAGAGUCUAUCCAAAAGGACGUCCGCCUAUGUACCGACAGGACAGCCUAUAAUCAUUGGGACAACAAGCCUGCUCCACUUCCGGAUCCAACACCUGACUCCGAAGAGGCGAAGAACUGCAUUGGAGUUCAAACGCGCGCCGCCACACCGAAGGACGAGGGGAACCAAGCAUCAGGCGGGAACGAUGAUAAAGGAGAAGGAUCGAGUGCGGGUAAGGAAGGGAAGAACAAACAGACGACCGCCAAAAGGAGUACGACUGGUCCAUUCAAGAACGGUUCCCCAAGCCCCCCAAGCUCGAAGCGGCGAUCUCCACGCCUUUACACACAGAACAAGAAGGGGAAAACUCCGCCGUUGACUGUGGGGCACUCGAAGAAGGUUUCGAAGAAGGGGGAUAGAACACGGGCUCUUCUUGGCGUUACGAGUUCGGAAUCUUUACCGCGCGAGACGCCUUGA
Coprinopsis cinerea okayama7#130 is the source of this 987-nucleotide messenger RNA. RefSeq lists its product as hypothetical. Bases 1 to 987 code for a protein of 328 amino acids. The record is from RefSeq and is a predicted model, not a curated record. The transcript has 3 exons. Lineage: Eukaryota; Fungi; Basidiomycota; Agaricomycetes; Agaricales; Psathyrellaceae.